Messenger RNA from Pisolithus orientalis, 1492 nucleotides. RefSeq names its product Alpha/Beta hydrolase protein. The transcript is spliced from 4 exons. The coding region runs from base 1 to 1023 and encodes 340 amino acids. Lineage: Eukaryota; Fungi; Basidiomycota; Agaricomycetes; Boletales; Pisolithaceae. The record is from RefSeq and is a predicted model, not a curated record.
AUGGCUUGUACUGGCGCACCCAGGACCCCAGUGCGGCCGCGUACAAGAGAGAUAAUUGACCCUAGACUCCAUGUGUGUCUAGCUUACCCUUUACUUGAGGCCAACCGCUCAACUAUAGAGUCUAUCAGACGUGUAACUUUCACGUAUGGGUCGUCAGAUGUUCACAAGCUUGACGUUUACUACCCCUCGUUGUCAGGAUCUGGCGACGGGCUUCCACCGAUCCUUAUCUUUUUUUAUGGUGGUGGACUAGUUCGUGGAGCACGCUCCUCCCCGCCUUCUAACCUUGUACAUAACAACCUUGGUGCCUUCUUUGCGUCCAGAGGCAUUCUCGUCGUGAUUCCCGACUACCGUUUUGUUCCUGGGAUCACCUUUCCUCAGGGCUCAGAAGAUGUGCGCGACGCAAUUGAAUGGACAAUCAAAAAUGUUGCUGAGGGUGACUCAAACCGUGUGUUUCUUCUCGGUCACUCUGCGGGUGGCUUGCACUUGGCCUCUUAUUUGCUCCUACCCUCUCUAUUCCUGUCUUCUUCUGCACUCGGUUGUGUACGUGGUGUCAUACUGAUGGGCGUCCCUUGUGAGAUCUCGCCAUCUCGUCCUCAAUUCUACUCCGUCGCGCAAACGUAUUACGGAAAUGCCAGAAAGGUUGCGGCCAAUUAUCCGCUGAGCCUGCUUCGUCGGGCAUAUGAAUCACACAUCCUUUCACUCCCUCCGUUCUGGAACGUCAUGGCGGGAAGCGAACCACGUGCGAUAUCGGUUUCGAUGCAAACAUUUACUCGGGAAUUCAAGAGCAGGGGAGGUACUAUCGAGGAAUUCGUUCUGGAAGGUCACGACCAUUUGAGUCCCAUCCUGGCCCUUAGUUCGGGUAGUGGCGAAGACUGGGGUCUCGACGUUGUGAGAUGGAUUAUCGGUGGUCUAUAUAAUGAAGCAGCAGCUACAAUGGACCUCAGCCACCAUGCGCCACCUACAACAGCCGAAGACACCAAUCAUCCCAGCGCUGUAUUAGAUCUGCCGGCUCUAAACAUCUGAGACUGCGACAAGCUCUGGUCGAACCCUCUUCACACAGUUUUACUGGAAAGAGACACAUUAUGAAGUGUUGGGACACUGUGGAAUCGAGUAUCUGAUCCAAAACCAUGCAAUCAAUCCGAAAUCAAACUCGUUUAUUUGUUGCACAGACACAGAUAAAGACGCAUCUUUCGCAGGCACGCUCUCAACACUAUCACGGUCAGUCCCGGUCAACUGAUUGUACGUCCCCUGGAAACAUAAGACAGAUCUAAUAUCCAGACUAGUACUGCGACUCCGGUUCUUGAACGUGGCGGCGUUUUGGUGUUACACCUUCCAUUAAGGUUGGUAAUUCGAGUCGUGUCCGAAGAAAAAAAGUUAGGAAGUACUAGCGUUAUGAAUUCUGAUUUCGCAAUAAUACAAAAUUUGUCCUAAGGUCAGUUUGCAGUGGGGGGCGGCGGUUUGUACAUAAAGUACAUAUGCAGUUAUCGGUGUG